UUCAACAGGAUGAAGACUACAACUUGCUCCUUUCUGAUCUUCAUCUGCCUUCUCCAGCUGAUGACCUCAGUGAACACUCAGACCAUAGACUGGAUUGUGGAGAAAAAGAUCAGGGAUAUUCUCAAGCUACGAGGUGACAGCUAUACAGCUGCUGUAACUAGCACUCUCUCCUGCACUAAUGUCAAGGCCACAGGCACACUGGCGUCCUGUCCUACUGGGAUGACAGCUACUGGCUGUGCUUGUGGCUUUGCCUGUGGAUCAUGGAAUGUCCAGAAUGAAAACGUUUGCCAGUGCCUGUGUCCAAUCACAGACUGGACCAUGGCCCGCUGCUGCAAAGUGGGCUAA
Messenger RNA from Acomys russatus (golden spiny mouse), 345 nucleotides. RefSeq names its product resistin-like alpha. The transcript has 3 exons. Bases 10 to 345 code for a protein of 111 amino acids. Gene Ontology annotation, molecular function: hormone activity. Lineage: Eukaryota; Metazoa; Chordata; Mammalia; Rodentia; Muridae. The record is from RefSeq and is a predicted model, not a curated record. Gene Ontology annotation, cellular component: extracellular region.